UUCGCACAUUUGUCCAAGCUUUUAAUAAUUUCUGCUUAAAAUGCGGUUUUGUUUGUACUAAAAAUUGCAUUCGAAAGUCCAAACACAAAGAAAAAAAAAUUAAGUGUUUCAGCGCAGUGUAUUUAUCGCCAGUGUAUUUAGUUGGUCAUGAAAUAUUGAGCGAACGUGAUAUAUUUUCUGUGCUGAAAUUUCGAUGUGAUUAAGUGUUUGUUUGUGAUUUGUUUUCAUUUUGUGUGUUGUUUUUUUUAUAAAAUUCCCUUGAAUUUUCAAGACAUCAGUAAGAAAACAGAAUGCAAGCUACAUUGUUGAUAAUCGCUAUCGUUGGACAAUUUUACAUUGUAACUACACAAAAUGAUGUGACUACGAGACCUCGAACAAUUUCCGAAUUACAAACGGAAUAUUUAUCGAGUGAGGAGAAAUUAUGGCAAAAAAUCGAUCAAGUUCUAACCGAUUCAGAUGAAAAUGGUGUCAAUAAAACAACGUUCGACGCACUAAAGGUCCAUCGGUACAUAUUUUUUGGCGAUACAUUUGAAAGCAACAGCUAUUGGCGGUCAUAUUUAUUGUAUAAUAUUGAGAAUUUUCGCGAUUAUUUAUCGAAUAUUAAUGAUACUCUCGACGAAAAUUAUCGAUAUCUAUUCGAUGGAGCCGAACAAAUACACUACAAUCCAUUGGAGUUGAAGCUGUGGACAAGUGAUAAAAUGUUUAAACGAUUGAAAGAGAACAAUCGCGGUUUAUUCGAUCUUACGGUCAAUCAAAGAGAUGACAUUUUUCAACAAAUUCAAACGGAAGCAAAGUGCUGCAUUCGAUAUGUCAACUAUGUAAUAUCCGAGGCACAAUUGGUACGUGAAUAUUAUGCAAAUGUUGGUAAAUCGUUGCUUCGCAGCUAUGCCAUGAGUCAAUUGGCUUAUAUGUUGAUAUCAUUAUCGCUGCAUCGUAAUUUACAUGACGAAGCCAAUGUCGAACGUAAAUUUUACCUGGAGCAAUAUUCGGAAUUUCGGCAUAUCAUUGAAAAUAUGCUGAACGCAGCCAGUCUCGAGCUAUGGAAAUGCAAUCCUGCACCAUAUUUAGAUAGCCCCAUCUACUACACGUCAAUCACAAACUUUAUGCAAGGCUACAUUGAUAAUGAAAUUAAUUUGAAUGGCGAACACAAUUGUGAUGGUACAUGCAGCGAUUUCAAGUCAACCAAAAACCACCAAUGUCAAAAUGACACGUUGUGCACUCACAGCAAUUUUGCACGCACUAGAUGCACCGGCGAUGUAUUCGAUUGUAGUGCGAUCGAAACGAAUGGAAUUGCUUGCCUUGUGAAGGAUGAAUGGCAAAAUCGACGUUACAAUUAUGUGACAUUUAAAAAUGGUUCGAUGAACGGUCGUAAUGUAUUAUGUUUCAAAGCCGAACAAACCGAGCUGGCAACGAGAUCCGAGCGGUUACCAAAUGAAUGCGGUAAUUGCUUCUGCUUUUGUGAUGAGCCGGGUGAAAAAUCGGAUCGCUAUUUUAGCUUAUCGGACGUGUCAUCCGAUAUUGGUGCUAACAAAAUUGUGACUGGAAUUGCGAUACGGAAAAUAAAUCGGGUCAUUCAGUUCAGCAUUUCCGAGCGUGAACUAUUUGGAUUUGGAAAAGUCAAUGACACAUUACGACGAACACAAAUCUGGAAAAAUAAUAGCAUGGACUUUUUAAAUGAUGGCAAAAAUGGCAACGACUAUUUUACAUUGACAAAAGAAUAUCGGUCAAUCAAUUUAGAUGCUGUCGUAUGUCCGAUGAAUAAAGUGGUGACCGGUGUUAGAUUUCAGGUUCAUAACAAUCGAUUGCAUUUGGAAAUCCGUGCCACCGAAUUCGAUUACGAAAGUGGAAAACUACAAAAUUUAGAACAAAGCGAAUGGAUCAAUAAUUUAAUUAGUGAGAAUCGAGAUGAAAUUGUUAUCGAUGCACCAGAUUCGCCAACAUGGCCGAAUAAUAUACAACCGAGAAUUGAUUCGAACAAUAAAUUCAUUCAGUUCCGUUCGACAGACAUAAAAAAGGAUCUCGCACAGCUAACGGUGCCGUAUAUUGAAUCGGUGCCGUUAGAAGCGAGCGAACCACAUCCACUUUCAGGUGCUGGCUUAUACUACAAGGGCGAAGAUGGUUUCGGCGGUUUUAUUGCUGUAAAACUUAUAAGUUAUGAUUCUCGCAAAAUUUAAACCACAUACAACCUUUUAUAUAUAUAUUCUUUAUUUGUAAGCGUUCUCAAAAUAAAAU
Molecule: messenger RNA, 2232 nt
Organism: Contarinia nasturtii (swede midge)
Lineage: Eukaryota; Metazoa; Arthropoda; Insecta; Diptera; Cecidomyiidae
Exons: 5
Coding region: 291-2174 (627 amino acids)
Source: RefSeq, a predicted model, not a curated record